This is a messenger RNA of Aspergillus ruber CBS 135680, 1254 nucleotides long. RefSeq lists its product as uncharacterized. Lineage: Eukaryota; Fungi; Ascomycota; Eurotiomycetes; Eurotiales; Aspergillaceae. The transcript has a single exon. The record is from RefSeq and is a predicted model, not a curated record. Bases 1 to 1254 code for a protein of 417 amino acids.
AUGGGUGAUGCGGAUCAGGUCCCGGAAGUGGUUUCAGGACCUGACGAUAUAGCCUUUGUCGAACCACCACCCCGAGAACGUCGCCUCAAACGGACCAACACUGUGCCAAAGAAAGAGGGUCUCAUGGGAUUUUUCCAAUCGGUUAAACAAAAAGCGACCCGUCAGGAAGUGCCGGAACGACGCAAGUCCCGUCAUUACCAUCGUGAUGAGGACAAGUUUGCGACGGAUCCUGAACGGGAUGAUCGACGGCGGCGGCGGGACGACAGAAGGAGACGCCACGCAAGAGAAGACACUGAUGCUGAUGGUUUCGCAACUGAAGGUGUUCCUGGAGAGUUCCCAGAUCCGGAGGAAGAAGAAGUGGAGGCUAGACGAGCGGCUCGCAGAGCACGUCGUGCUUCACGCUAUGGAACUCCUGACGACAUGGAAGUUCGCGACGGUGAAGAGAGACGGGCUAGGCGAAAAGAUAAAGAAAAAGCUGCUCGUGAUGCUCACGAAAGACAACUUCGAGAAGAGGAGGAUGAGGAAGAAAGACGUCGAGAAGAGAAGAGAGCUCGUCGAGCUGCGCGCGAGGAGCGUCGAGUCCGCGAAGAACGAGAGGCCAGGGAAGCUGAAGAGCGCGCUGAAGCGAAAUCAGCAGACCGACGCGAACGACGUCGCAUGAAGGACGAUAAGAUGACAAGUGGAAUGUCCAGGCACGGCACAAAAUCGAGACGCCAUCGCUCGCGCGCCGGAGACAGGAUUCCUGAUGAGUUUCCUCCCGAGUACCAAUACCACACCGAACCCGAACCUCAACCUCGCCAUCACCGCUCCCACCGCUCCGUCGACGAAGGAGCCAAGAGGCGGAAUCGUCACAGGCCUCGUGCUCCAGAGCCCCCUAAUGACCCGCCACCAAUGAUGACCGGAGGGAAAAGAGAAAAGAUAUCCUCUUGGGUUCAUUCCCAAGCCGACGAUCCGCCGGAGCCGCCACCGGUUGUACCGACCUUAGUUGAUAUUCCGCCUCCUCCAGACGAGCCACUAAAUACGCACUCGAUUUCUUCAGACGAGGAAGCACGCCGUGACUUACGUCGACGAGCACGAAGACGCGCGCGGCAUCCAGAUCAUGAGAUCGAGGAGAGGCGCCCGAGGAGACGCGAUGAGUCUCUCCCCGAACCUGAACGGAAGAGUAGCUCUGGAAGUGGCGAGCAUCAUGGCGCGCAAGCUGGUAUUGGGGCGAAAAUCGUACCUGGUUGGUUGAAGAGAUUCACCGUGGGAUAG